AUGAUGCAGUCCUCCACACAGAACCUCACCCUCGGCGCGGCGUACCCAAACCCGCUCACCUAUGGUGACAUCGACCAUUAUCUCAGUGCUGUCGAGUAUGACACCGAGGUCUCCCCAGAGGAGUUGCAUCAGCAGAUCACAAAAGCCGCGCUGAGAUUCGUCCGGUCUAGGAACAUCCCCGUGGACUCCAAGAUCUACACGAAGGCAAUCACAUUCAUGAAUUCCAACUUCUGUCACAUCAAGGGGGUCGAGAACUAUCUUGCAAAGUUGCUUGUUACGAAGUAG
Messenger RNA from Guillardia theta CCMP2712, 285 nucleotides. RefSeq lists its product as hypothetical. The record is from RefSeq and is a predicted model, not a curated record. Bases 1 to 285 code for a protein of 94 amino acids. The transcript has a single exon. Lineage: Eukaryota; Cryptophyceae; Pyrenomonadales; Geminigeraceae.